Saccostrea cuccullata (small rock oyster) is the source of this 813-nucleotide messenger RNA. RefSeq lists its product as uncharacterized. Lineage: Eukaryota; Metazoa; Mollusca; Bivalvia; Ostreida; Ostreidae. The coding region runs from base 1 to 813 and encodes 270 amino acids. The transcript has 3 exons. The record is from RefSeq and is a predicted model, not a curated record. Gene Ontology annotation, molecular function: protein binding.
AUGGUCCAUACGAAGGCCCAGUCUCCCCUCAAAGACAACAACUCUACAGGGCUGGACCUUAACUCAAUAAACACCGAAAACGUUGACAUUGUUAGACAACUUCUGAACCAAGAAACUAUCAUUAGGAUGACCUUAGUGAAAAAUGUCCAUACUUUAAUGAAAGACAUGCUGAGCUUACAGGAAAAACUCGCUGAGGCUGAAGUUGAAAUCUCCUCCCUGAAGAAAUCGACUGAUAGCGAACUUACCGAUUUGAAAAACGAAGUGAUGCUGCUGAAACUCGAAAAUGUGAAUGUGAACAGCUCGAUGGACAAUUUAAAGUCUGCCCUGAGGUUGUCAGAGACGGAGCAGUUAAAGUUGUCUGCCGCUGUAUCGUCCUUGGAACUGUUGAGAGUGAACUUAACCAACCAUGAUCAUGAUAAAGCUACGAAAUUCGCAUUUACUGCGGGUGUUACCUCAAGCAACAAAACUUGGAGAAGUGGAGUUAUGGUUUUCGAUAAAGUCAUCUUUAGCAUUCGAAGCGGAUAUAACCCAAGUACGGGAGUUUUUACGGCCCCGAUAGAAGGAAACUAUGUCUUUUAUGUCAGUGCUGUGGAGUUUUCUAACCGUUAUCUCGGAGUCUUUAUCGAUAAAAAUGGAAAACAUCAGGUACAAUUAAUUGGCGAUUCUAGUGCUCAAUUCCAGACGGGGACAAACAUGGUGAUAUUAAGUCUAAACCGGGGAUAUGCAGUGUGGGUCAAUUACAAAAGUGGUAGCGGUUAUUAUAGUGAAUUCGAAUCAAUUCCUGUUACAACCUUUUCUGGAUUCCUCAUUUAA